Nicotiana tabacum (common tobacco) is the source of this 1066-nucleotide messenger RNA. Its product is annotated as accelerated cell death 11-like. Gene Ontology annotation, biological process: intermembrane lipid transfer; ceramide transport. Gene Ontology annotation, cellular component: cytosol; cytoplasm; membrane. Gene Ontology annotation, molecular function: ceramide 1-phosphate binding; ceramide 1-phosphate transfer activity. The record is from RefSeq and is a predicted model, not a curated record. NCBI's taxonomy places the organism in Eukaryota, Viridiplantae, Streptophyta, Magnoliopsida, Solanales, Solanaceae.
UUCAUUUAAAGCCUAUCUCGCUUUGUCCUUUCCAGCCAUAUUUUUUAGCGUAUUCUGUUAGAAAGAAGACAGAUCAGAAUUCUGGAGUCCACCGAACAGAUAGAUUCGCAAGAAUAACAAAGGCUCGAAAUUAGAUUCAUUUUCAUUUUUCACAAUCGUCGCGCAAUACAUAUUUUGGAGCCAGACCGACAUUACCUCAAAACUCCGGCGAAACCGCAGCUCCCGAUUCGAUGGCGAACCACAUAGCCGAGGAAAAGCCCCUUAGGAAAAUGGCGGAUGCCUUCAAAGACCUAGCCAACACUUUAAAUUCUCAAACCCUAGACGAAGCUGUUCAGCUGGAAGUUGCCACUUUCUCUCGCGCUUGCACUUUGGUCUCCCCUCUCUUCCGCUGCCUCGGUAUCGCCUUCAAGUUUGCCGAGCUCGAUUACGUUGCCAAGGUGGAUGAUCUGGCAGAGGCAUCAAAGUCUAUUACAACAUUGAAAGCGAUGAUGGAUCAAGAUGUUCAAGCAGACUGUGUGAGGAGGGCAGGUAGUCAUACAAGGAACUUGUUAAGAGUUAAACGUGGGCUGGAUAUGGUUAAAGUUUUAUUCGAGCAGAUUAUAGCCUCAGAGGGGAAUUCCUUGAAGGAUCCAGCAUCAAAAGCAUAUCAACAAGUGUUUGCUCCAUAUCAUGGAUGGGCCAUCAGGAAAGCUGUGUCUGCAGGAAUGUAUGCCCUUCCCACCCGGCAACAGCUGAUGAACAAGCUUAAUGAAGAUGAAGCCUCUGCAAGAACUCAGAUGCAAAAUUAUGUCGCCUCAUCUGGCACUGUCAUUUUGUACAUUGACAAACUCUUCAUCUCAAGAGAUUUGGGUAUCGACUGGUGACCCUGAACUGGAUGACAAAGCACCAUUUGUUUAUCGUGAUUCGCCUCAAAUCACGAUUUACGUUAAUUUAUAAUCAUGCAAAACAUUUGUCCAAAUAUUUGAUUGUAACUUGUAACUAACUUCAUUUUUUCGGGGCUAGUGCACACAUAGCUAUUCUCAGGGAUGCUAUUUAGAGAUUAACUAGUAUUUAUUUUGUCCUGAAA